This is a messenger RNA of Didymodactylos carnosus, 640 nucleotides long. Lineage: Eukaryota; Metazoa; Rotifera; Eurotatoria; Philodinida; Philodinidae. The record is from the annotation of a GenBank genome assembly.
AUUGACUUCCCAUCAAUUUUGGAGUUUAGGAGGUCCUCCAGAUAAUACCUUCAUGUCAACCAAAUGUUUAUUAUUCACGUGUGGCGAUACUAGAAUCAAGAUCAGUUAAUAUAUUUAAUAACAAUAACCUUUAUAAUAUUUAGCGAAAGUUUAUAUUGUGUAACUAUAUUGGCUAAGUAACCGUUUGCCGUUAAGAGGAUCUUGGAGUUUAAGUUCUCUAUUUCACAACAUUGGUCUGUCAAUAUUGUCGACUGAGACUAGUUCUAAACCAAACUUAAAAUAUCCAGUUCGAUAGAGAACUGAAUACUCUUUUGAUGUAGCAAAAUUAGUCUAUAUUUGUCUUUUAGAUAAACAGCCACCAGAUUUUGAUUUACGAACACCAUUAAAACAUGGUUUCACAAAUUUAGCUCAACAAUUAACGGUUAGAGAAGAAGUAGAUGAAUUUGGACAAUAUGCUGAAUCAAAUAUGACAAAUUUAAUAAAUAAAAAUUUAAAUCUUAUAGUAGGUGAACAUGAAUAUUUAACAUUACAAGCUUGUUAUGCAGCAACUGAUGUUAUUAAUGCACCAGAAGGUGGAUUAGAUAUUGAAUUAACAAGAAAAAACCUGGUGUCAUGUAGAAUCAUUUAUAUUCCCAAAUAG